AUGGAUGCCAGCGAGAAAGCCGUUUCGUCGGAAACCCCGUCGCCCAACCUCGUAGAUCUGGAGCCAGAAGGGAGUGACGUUGCUAUGGAGCACAAGAUCUCGAAGGAUGCAUGUUCAGAAAAAGGAAAGGAUCCAGAACUGGACGUGACAGACAGGAUACCAGAUCUCCGAAUCCAUGAUUCCAAGACCAAGAGCAAUCAUGUCCUUCCACCGAAACUUCUGCCAUCCACGCCUCCUCCACCUGAACCCCCCGCGGAGAGUGAAAAGCCGUACCUCGAUCCUACACCCAAAACCCCGGCGAUAUCGAGGCAUCCAUCUAUGAGAGCGUCAGGUGAAGAAUAUAAUGAGAAAGAUCCGGCUUAUAGUCAGGAGUCUCGGGACAAUACUGGGGAAACGCCUUACCAGAAGUCCAGCAAUGACCCUGAUGUGGAAUCGACGUCCGAAAUACAGAGUAUCAUAGAUCAAUUCGAUGAUGCGUCGGCAGCACCUUCGAAGGAAUCAAUCAUGUCUCCCCGACACGAAAUGACUGGGCCUAUUCUAGGAUCAAGUGGCAGUUUUCCACCCAGAAGGUCAAGCCUGGAACCACUUCGAUCUAGAGACAUGGACACGUUGGCAUCGCCGAUGAUCUCCUAUCAUACAGAAAAGCCUUUGCCGUCGCCGCCUUUGGGGGUUCUCAGUCAUGAUUCAGGUCCCCUGAGAAGUCCUCCGAUGAAAAGUCCAGCCCAAGCCUCGUCGCCCUCGCACCCGAUGCAACCACCUCCUCCCGAACCUGAGCCUGAGUUGCCGUUUGAUUUUCAUCGAUUUCUGGAGCAGCUGCGUCACAAAUCUGCCGAUCCAGUGGCCAAAUUCCUACGCUCCUUCUUGACCGAGUUUGGAAAGAAGCAAUGGAUGGUCCACGAACAGGUCAAAAUCAUUGGUGAUUUUCUAGCCUUCAUCACAAACAAAAUGGCCCUUUGUGAGGUAUGGCGGGAAGUAUCUGAUAAUGAGUUCGACAAUGCCAAAGAAGGGAUGGAAAAGCUUGUGAUGAACAGGUUAUAUUCGCAAACAUUUUCUCCCGCAAUACCACCGUCUCCUCCGGUCGCGCGAUCCCGGUCCAGGGGAAGAAGGAAAGAGUUAGAAAAGUCCCAGGCACCGGGAAGACGCGGUCAGCAUCAAGAAGACGUUGAACGAGACGAGAUCCUAGCCCAAAAGAUACGGAUUUACAGCUGGGUGCGAGAGGAGCAUCUCGACAUAGAGCCAGUCGGGCCAAAUGGGGAGAGGUUUCUUAGACUGGCACAGCAGGAACUCCUCAAAAUCAAGGGAUAUCGAGCGCCUAGAGACAAAGUCAUCUGCGUCUUGAAUUGCUGCAAGGUUAUUUUUGGCCUGUUGAAGAAUGCUAAGAGCUCCGACACUUCGGCAGAUUCAUUCGUGCCGCUUCUAAUCUAUGUUGUCCUUCAAGCUAAUCCAGAGAACCUUGUGUCGAAUAUCCAGUACAUUCUUCGAUUCAGGAAUCAGGACAAGCUUGGGGGCGAGGCGGGCUACUACCUCUCCUCCCUAUCAGGAGCGAUACAAUUUAUCGAAAGCCUAGAUCGGACGACCCUGACAGUCAGUGAUGAGGAAUUUGAACGCAACGUUGAGAACGCUGUGGCAGCGAUCGCAGAGCAUAAUCGUCAGGCCGAGCAACUGAGUCCGCUUGCCGUGACUAUUGCAGAGAAAUCAGCACUUGCCGAGCCCGAGCUCACACCACGAAAUUCGAUGGAUGUGACAUCCAGCAGCCCUAUACGCAGAGAUCCUAAUCGGCAAUACAGCAGCUCGGGAGACGGCUCCGACGACAGUGUAGCAGGUCUUUUGCGGACCAUCCAGAAGCCUCUUUCCACAAUCGGACGAAUAUUCUCAGACCAGGACACAUCAUCUCAAGAACGCAGACCGAGUCCAGCGCCUCAAGCGGCUCCGAGGCUGAACCCGAACAUGUUUCAACCGCCACCAGCUCAUGGUGGCUCGGUAUCUCCUUAUGACGCCCAGGAAGCGGCCGCGAGACAGGCAAGCGCGGAAGCCGCGGAAGCUCGACGGAUCUCAAGAGCCGAACAUAGGACUGUGGUCGAGACCCUAUGCGGCAUGUUUCCAAACCUAGACAAGGAGGUCAUUGAUGACGUAGUGCGACAAAAGGAGGGAAGAGUGGGACUUGCUGUCGAUGCUUGUUUGGCUCUGACAGCUGGAAGUUGA
This is a messenger RNA of Cladophialophora psammophila CBS 110553, 2202 nucleotides long. RefSeq lists its product as uncharacterized. NCBI's taxonomy places the organism in Eukaryota, Fungi, Ascomycota, Eurotiomycetes, Chaetothyriales, Herpotrichiellaceae. The coding region runs from base 1 to 2202 and encodes 733 amino acids. The record is from RefSeq and is a predicted model, not a curated record. Gene Ontology annotation, molecular function: ubiquitin binding; guanyl-nucleotide exchange factor activity; small GTPase binding. Gene Ontology annotation, biological process: vesicle-mediated transport. The transcript has a single exon. Gene Ontology annotation, cellular component: endocytic vesicle; cytosol.